CCUCGGCCCAUCGCCCACCAUGAAAAUCUUCGUAUCCUAAUUCACUAAAAUCCCAGCAUCCCUACCACCAAUACCACUAGCAUUAUUAAAAGCCCAAUCCUAUUAGCCAUCAUCACUUGACGAAUGAAAACUCUCGCCCAAUACAAGCACGAAAGGCGGACUGGAAGGGUUGGCCAGGACGUAUGGCGCCGAGCGUUCUCUCGAGCGAUGGGCCACCUUACGGCUGCCAGAGAUGCGGUCGUCAUUACUCCCACAAGUGCAAUCUCCUGCGUCACCUGAGGCUCGAGUGCGGUGUCGGGCCGCGGUUCCGCUGCUCCAACUGCGAGAAGCGCUUCAAGCACCGGCACCAUCUGCGCGACCACGAGAAGACCCACCUGCACGGCCCGAGCACAGCUCUCAUCCUCGACUUCGAUCCCCUCAACUGAAGGAGUCCAGCCCCGCUCCACCGACCAAAAGCAUCUCCGAAGCUCGGCGCUCCCAAGGCCAAGGACGUUCGCCACUGCUCUUCGUUAUCCAAACUUCCUGGACAAUAACUCGCUACUGGG
This is a messenger RNA of Ceratosolen solmsi marchali, 545 nucleotides long. RefSeq names its product gastrula zinc finger protein XlCGF8.2DB-like. NCBI's taxonomy places the organism in Eukaryota, Metazoa, Arthropoda, Insecta, Hymenoptera, Agaonidae. Bases 183 to 425 code for a protein of 80 amino acids. The record is from RefSeq and is a predicted model, not a curated record. The transcript has 2 exons.